UGAAGCAGUCAUCAUCUGUGCAGUAUCAUCUGGACGUCCCCAUGGCACAACAAAGGAUCUUAACGUGUUUUAUUUUAUUUUUGUUUAUUUUUUUCAGUCUUACAUCGUCGUAUAGUCAAGUGCCUGCCACUGUACAGAGGAGUUUGGAUGCCUCCUCACCUCAAACCAGCAAUGUCGGAAAUGAUGGAGUGGCCAGUCACGGCACCAAAGCCUCUAAAGGGGAAAGCACAUCACUUGCAGCUGAAAACUCACCCAAAAAUGUCCUGCAGCCAUAUGGAUGGUGGCUAUACUCGCCUCUGCACACCAAACGGAAGCUGCUACAGGCCCCUGGCUCCAUCCUGCCCUAUUCCCCCCUGAAUGUGGUGUACAAUGGCAAGAUGUGCAUCCUCUUCAGAGCUCGCAAGCUGGCCAUCAGGUACAAGAAUUCCACUCUGGUGGACCUCACAGAGAGAGCUUUUGGCCCAGAGGCACAAGUGGACACCAAAGGCUCAUUCUGCAGCAAAGACAAAGCCACUCUCAUCAUGCGCUUUGGGGAUGUGGAGGACCUAAGGGGGUUAGCUAUCAGACUGCAGAUGUCCAACACAUUUUAUGAGUCAGCUGGGCAGAACUGGUUCACACUAGAUAGCGUUCACAUCCACUACAACUGGACGCAUGAGGCCACUUUCAAUGCCUCUGAUGUCUAUGCCCCUUCAACCAAUUCAUACCACUGCCAACAUGUCAGUAGCCUACAGAAAUAUGACACCCUCCUGGUGCCAAGCUCCAAUACUGACAAUGCUGCAAACUGGCACAUCACAUUCACUGACUUUCAGAUUCAAGCAUUCAAUGUCCUCUCCAACAAGUUUGCCUCUCCCAGCGACUGUGCCACAUUUUUCACUCCAGCCAUCCUGAUGGGUCUGAUAACCUCCCUGAUUCUGCUGCUGGUCCUGGCGUAUGCACUGCACAUGGUGGUGCACCUCAAGCACAUUGACCGCUAUGAAGAGCACAAGACCACUGUCUACUUCCCCCGUAGUACAGAAGCCGAAUGCACAGAGAAAAACAACUUAUAGGAGUACAGGUUCCUCAUGUCCCCUCCAACCCACCCAAACUCCCUGAGCCCCUCUGAGAGACAGGCAGCUCUGUGAUGUCUGAGGGAUGUACCCUCAGUGGAAGCCACUGACACGACUACAUAUCAAGCUUCCUCUCCUGCACUGAAAAAGGGGGCACAGAGUUAUGGACUAUUCAUUUACAGUGCCGAGCUGUUGAAUUCCUUUGACUGGGCAGAUUCUAUUCUGACUAUUUCACAUCUUCCAGUGGAUAGAGACAGUGUUGGAAGGCAUCUGCCUCUUUCAUUUGUAAAAAAAAAAACAUCCUAAUUGAUGAAGAGGAAAGAAGGAAUGACCUAUGGCCAGCUAAUAUUACAUAAGCUUUUGGAUGAAAUUCAAAAUGAAAUUAGCACAAAAUGUAUUUAUCCUGCACUUCCAACAUCAGUAUAGCACAAUAUUUAUGAUAUGGUUAGGCUACAACCAAUUUAUUUUAAAAAGCCAUUUAUGUUUUAUAGGAGUAAAAGAAACAGGUAAGUUACUCUGUUCAAAUUGUCGUUUGUUCUGUCUAUAAGAAUGACAAUGUAUUCUUGAUGUCCAAGCAUAACUUUUUUUUUUAUUCUGAGUUAAUAAAAAGACUUUAAUUGUUAACAUAGUAGAUUACUACUUUACAAUCAGCUGUUUUGACUGUAAAAAAUGGCCUAAAAGGAGGUUUAACAAUAACUAUAUUUCCAUGCACACCAUAUUCCGGUUUUAUUCGGAAUAAUGACAAUGAGCGCGUGAGUCAUGUAAACACCUUAUUCCAGCUGCCAUAAACCGAUUAAGCUCAUAUUCUGAAUACUAAAAAACGGAAUAACACCCCUAGCAUAUGCCUCUUUUAACCGCAAUAUUGUGGCAUGUAAACACAUUAGUCGGAGAAUGCCCCUUACGAAAUAUUACAUUCCGUCUGUGCAUGUUCAUGCAAGGAAUUUUGGUAGCGUGGUUUGAUGCCCUGACAUUUGGCAAACAUAGCGAAAAGUGUGGCAAAAAGUUUGUACUUCCAGAGUGAAGAUGAGGUCAAUUUAUGUAUUAAAACCUGAAAGUUUAAAUGUCAAGAUGGAAUUUAUCGAUGGGUGAAAGCAUCGCUCAACAAUGCAGGUUUUGCGUGCACUGAUGACAGAUGAAGAAUCUGUGAAACCCCUCAAAGCGGCCUAUUAUAAGGCUAAAAUUUUAAAACAAUAGCACCUCUAAUCUGGCCAAAUACAUCUAUUUUGUGGUCGUGAAUGGAAUUCAGGGACAGAGACCAUGGAGACGUCAUGAAGCAGAUACUACUUAUUUCAGCAUAUGUUGAAUAACAUGUAAACAGGAAUAUUCAGUUUCUGCUACACAUGGAAACAUCUUAUUUUGAAUAUUGCCAUAACCAGAAUAUGGACCUUAAUCGGAAUAUGGUGUGCAUGGAAACAAAUGUGCAAUGAUUCUUCAAUGGUUUGCAGCUUAUACAUGCCAUUGCGUUCAGUAAUUCUGUUACUGAUUCUUCAUUGGGGAGAUGUGUUUUUGAAUAACUGUUUGAAUUUGUGAAAAUUGUAUCUUGAUUCUGGUUUUGUAAGUUGCUUUUAUGUUUUUUUGUGUUAACAAAGUUGUGUAUUCAUUUAAGAUGAGCCAUGGACAGUUUUGUUAAACUCCAAACAAAGUCCUUUCCAUUAAAUCUACAAGUCAUUGAAUUCACAAAGCUAAUGCAAACAACAUCAACAGCUUACUGUUGUGUAGUGUCAUGCAGCAUGCUUGUGGCUAGAAAAGACAUAAAACCACAAUAACCAGAUGAUUAGCAUUGUGCAAUGUAUAUUGGCAAUAAUCAUAGUGUACAAAAUGAAAGGGGUAAACAAAUGUUCUUGGGCAAAUGUAUUUAUUUCCUUUCUUUCUUUCUUUCUUUUGCCUUUGAUGAUGGUGGAAUAAAAUCUUCUUUUGGCACA
Alosa alosa (allis shad) is the source of this 2968-nucleotide messenger RNA. It is a transcript of the gene atp6ap1la, whose product is annotated as ATPase H+ transporting accessory protein 1 like a. Lineage: Eukaryota; Metazoa; Chordata; Actinopteri; Clupeiformes; Clupeidae. Gene Ontology annotation, cellular component: proton-transporting V-type ATPase complex. The coding region runs from base 42 to 1046 and encodes 334 amino acids. The record is from RefSeq and is a predicted model, not a curated record. The transcript is spliced from 7 exons.